Messenger RNA from Protomyces lactucae-debilis, 852 nucleotides. RefSeq lists its product as uncharacterized. NCBI's taxonomy places the organism in Eukaryota, Fungi, Ascomycota, Taphrinomycetes, Taphrinales, Protomycetaceae. The record is from RefSeq and is a predicted model, not a curated record. Bases 1 to 852 code for a protein of 283 amino acids. The transcript has a single exon.
AUGGACAAGUAUGUAACAAUCACAAAGAAACGCUCUGCUGCAGGCGAUGGAGGCAAAGAUGCAAAACGGAAACGUCCCAUGACUGCCAAGGAACAUAUGAUGCAUAUCGCUACAACGCCAUCCACUCGCGGCCAUGAUAUUUGGGUAUCAGCUGCAACGGGCCAUCAAAUCAGUGAACAAGGUGGUCGCUCUGUCUCCUACAACGCCGCUCGUGUUGCAAAGCUCAAGUGUCAGUUCAGACCAGCGGGUGCUGAUGUCCCCGCUGAUCAAAAAGCAGUCGCGGCGCGGUAUGCUGCACAGCAAGAAGGCCCAGUUAUCGCCCCGGACUUGGAGGCGACGGUCGCCGUGAGUAGGGAUAGCGGGCAUAUUGCGCUAUUUGACGCUCAACAUAGUACGCAUAGCGUCACUUACCCGACGCGCGUUGCUUUCCAAGCAUCAACAUCACCAACAAAAGGCUGUUUUCGAGGAUGCGUGUUUUAUCUGGACGGCUACCUGGGGCCAACAACAUCCGAUUGGUGUCUCAAACGCGAGAUUGCCGCUCAGGGAGGCGAGGUCUCUGUAUCACUAGCGAAGAAGCAAAUCACUCAUGUUGUACUGAGCCAGUGUGGCGCACUGGCACAUUCCAAAAUCGUCAAGGAAGGCAAGUUGAAGCGUCGUACAGUUCAGUAUGUCACGGUGGACUGGAUACAUGCUUGCUUGGCUGCUGGGAAACGCGUUCCAGAGUGGUCGUAUUCAGUUGAAAAGCUACAGUCUGGAACACGACCUGUUGCUGAACUGUGGCAAAAGAAGGAUGAAGCUCAGUUGCAUCUUGAUGCUGAGGAGGGGGAGAGACUUGAUGCUCUGGAUCGCUGA